AUCCCCCCGCCGCAGAAGGUGCUCUUCCCGGCCCACAGCCUCUCCAUGAAGUGGGAGCGGGUCCACAGAGUGGGCGCCGGGCUGAGCAACCUGGGGAACACCUGCUUCCUGAACUCGGCGCUGCAGUGCCUGACCUACACCCCGCCGCUCACCAACUACCUGCUGUCCCGGGAGCACGGGCGCACCUGUGCCCAUGGAAGCUUCUGCAUGAUGUGCACUAUGCAGAACCACACGAUUCAGGCUUUUGCCAACAGCGGCAAUGCAAUAAAGCCACUCUCCAUCAUCCGAGACCUCAAGAAGAUUUCCCAUAACCUGCGCUUCGGCAGGCAGGAGGAUGCACACGAGUUCCUGCGCUACACCAUCGAUGCCAUGCAGAAGGCCUGCCUGAAUGGCUACACCAAGCUGGAUCGCCAGACCCAGGCCACAACUCUGGUUCACCAGAUCUUCGGCGGUUACCUGCGCUCCCGUGUGAAAUGCUUGGAGUGCAAGACUGUCUCGGAUACCUACGACCCUUACCUGGACGUGACCCUGGAGGUCGAGCGAGCCGCAAACAUCGUGCGGGCCUUGGAGCUCUUUGUGAAGCCAGAGCAGCUGGGUGGGGACAACGCCUACAGGUGCAGCAUGUGCAGGAAGAAAGUGCCAGCCAGCAAACGUUUCACCAUCCACCGAGCCUCCAACGUUCUCACCAUCUCACUGAAACGCUUUGGCAGCUGCGGCCCUUCAGGUGGAAGGAAAAUCACCAAGGACGUGGGGUACCCUGAGAUCCUGGACAUCCGGCCGUACAUGUCGGAGCCCAAGGGCGAUCCCAUCACGUAUGGGCUCUAUGCAGUGCUGGUGCACUCUGGCUACAGCUGCAACGCUGGGCACUACUUCUGCUAUGUGAAGGCCAGCAAUGGGCAGUGGUAUCGAAUGAAUGACCACGAGGUGCACCCCAGCAACAUCAAGGUGGUUCUCAACCAGCAGGCCUAUGUGCUGUUCUACCUGAGGCUGGGCAGCCCCAGGAAGAGCUCAGCAGGGCCCGUGGCCACAGCUGCCUUCAGCCCACCCAGCUGCCCUGCCAGUGACUCCAAACCAGUGAAGAAACCUGCCACUAACGGGACCCUGUGUGUGCCACCCAUGGGCCCGAAACAAGACAAGCUGCUGGGGAAGGGGCUGCCAGCCCCAGGUGAUGUUGGAGUCCCUGUUGCCCGCAGCUCUCCUGGGAUGGGGUCAAAGCUGACAAACGGAGUUGCUCUGUCAAAGCUUCCCUUUCAGACCCCAUCAUCCAAACUGCCCCACAAAGGCACCCACGAGGCCGCUGUGCUGGGCUGUGACACAGCCCAGAGGCCCAAGAAGCUGCAGGCACCUGGCAUGCCCAGAGCAGGCUUCCAUGCCACCAGCACCAUGUGCAGGGCCACAGCCGGGCUGCCCCCACAGGGCUCGGGCAGUGAGAAGGCACCUACCUCAUCCCAGCUGCUGAAGUCCAGCCAGGAAACCAGUGCCUGCGGGGCCAGGACCCUGAAGAAGAAUUCCUGGGGCAGCACAGCAGGGCAGCUGGCCAAGGAGAGCCACGGGGCCCGGAGCAGUUCCAGCAGCUUCUGCCCCUCUCAGGGAAGGGACUGUGGCACCCCCCUCCCUGCUGGCCCUGGCACCAAGCCGGCUGUCCCCAAAGACUCUGACCUGGCUGUCCCCAGGAGCUCUGGGGCAGCCCCUGUGAAGCCCUCCCCGCUGGGCAGCACUGCCCUGCAGUGGGGCAGCACCACGGCAGCGCUGCUGGCCAGGAAACCNAGACCUGGGCACUUGAUCCGAGCCAAGGCCGUCUCUGCGAAGGAGGUGGAUUCGGGGAAUGACAUAUACGGGAAUCCCAUCAAACGCAUCCAGUAUGAAAUCAAGCAGAUCAAGAUGUUCAAGGGCCCCGACCAGGACAUAGAGUUCAUCUACACGGCUCCAUCCACUGCCGUGUGCGGCCGGCUGCUGGACACCGGCGGGAAGAAGGAGUAUCUCAUUGCAGGCAAGUCAGAGGGCAAUGGCAAGAUGCACAUCACGCUCUGUGACUUGGUGUCCACCUGGGACUCGCUGACCCCAACCCAGAAGAAGAGCCUAAACCAGCGGUACCAGAUGGGCUGCGAGUGCAAGAUCUCGCGCUGCCUCUCCAUCCCCUGCUUCGUCUCCUCCUCGGAUGAGUGUCUGUGGACAGACUGGGCGAUGGAGAAGAACAACGUGGACGGGCGGCAGGCGAAGCACUACGCCUGCAUCAAGAGGAGCGACGGCUCAUGCGCCUGGUACCGCGGCAUGGGCAAAGCCUCUCAGAAGGUGAGCGUGAGUGAGCACCAGGCACAGCCCCAGCCCUCAGGCACCCAUCCUGCCUCCAGUCCCGGGCCUCUGGGCCAGUCCAGCCUGUCCCCAUCUGCUCUUGACCUUCCCAGUCCUGAAAAGUCAGCCUUCAGCUUCAUGCUCACCCUGCCUGCUCAGCACCCAGCCUCGCUGCUGACCCCUGGUUCCGCUGCCCACCCCUCACACCUCCUCCUUUCUGGCGGCAGGGACACGGGGGCUGGCCACCAACAGCCGGAGGGUUCCUUCAAAAGGAGGCGAAGGAAGAGGAAACAUCGUAGCACAGAGCAGAGCCCCUGUGCUGAGGCUGUGAAGGACGGGGAUGAAGUCUCCAGCCCUCCCAAGAAGGAGAGGAUUGUUUCUCCAGAGGGCUGCAAGGACAAAGAGUCCAGGCUCCCCAAGAAGGAGGGCACUGCCUCUCAGGACUCCGCUGAUAAAGACUCCAGGCCCCCCAAGAAGAAAAUUGCUGCUCCAGGGGACUUGGUGUCUGUCGUGGGGAAGGAGGGGGCACACGAGGGUCUCUGCCAUGGUCUGGCCUGUCAGGACAUGAAGAGUGGGCCCACACAACAUGUGCCAGAGCCCAGUACUGGCCUGGCCAUGGAGCCAGCCUCACCCCUCAAGAGGAAGAAGAAGAAGAAAAAGAAGAACAGGAGCAAAGACAGCCCUUUGAAGAAGACAGAAGAGUGCAGCUCUGGGGUGCUGUCCUCAGACAGCUCCAGGACAGCUGAGCCAGAGCCCUGUGGGACACAGCAGAGCCCAGUGGAGGCUGGAGAGCACAAGCACCGCAAGCGCAAGAGGAUGGAAAGCCUCAGCAGCCUGGCUGCCAGCACCGUCCCUGCCACCACUGCCACCACCCCAGUCAGGGAUCAGGGACUGCUCCUGCCUGCCAGGGUGCCCUUCCCCACUGCCCGCCCCGUCUGGGCUUCUGCCUGCCCUGCUCGAGUUACUCCUGGCUCAGCGAUCCCGGUGCAUGCAGGGCGGGUGAGCGGAGCUGUCGAGCUGCUCCUGCCCUGA
This is a messenger RNA of Zonotrichia albicollis (white-throated sparrow), 3324 nucleotides long. The record is from RefSeq and is a predicted model, not a curated record. Lineage: Eukaryota; Metazoa; Chordata; Aves; Passeriformes; Passerellidae.